AUGUCGCCCAAGGAGGAGCUGCGGCGGAUGAUCGACGAGUUGAAGGCCAAGAAAGAGGCCGAGAAGAAGGCCAAGAAUCCCAACCGCGUCGGUGGCUGGUACGUCGAGUUGAAGAGGCAGCGCGAGGCCCGCGGCGAGCACGCAGACAACGAAUGGCUGCCCUCUUUCGGCGGUGUGUGGAACGAAGGCCCUCGAAGUAUGCAUGCGCGCAAGCAUCGAGCCUACGACCCGUCCUUCUCGAGCAGCACGCCCACCCAAGCCAAGUAA
Messenger RNA from Acanthamoeba castellanii str. Neff, 267 nucleotides. RefSeq lists its product as uncharacterized. Bases 1 to 267 code for a protein of 88 amino acids. The record is from RefSeq and is a predicted model, not a curated record. The transcript has 3 exons. NCBI's taxonomy places the organism in Eukaryota, Discosea, Longamoebia, Acanthamoebidae.